GUUUUCCAUUGGCUGGUUCAAAAGGGAGGCAAUUUAAACGCUAACGUUGCAUCUGCGCGGCGUUUGCAGUUUCAUCUAUGUUAUUCUGAGAACAGACGGCGUCGACGAGUUGUCGAGUGACACAACCUAAGAUUAUGGCCGAAAGCGACUCCGGUGAUACCUCUGAACGCUACGAAUUUGAUGCCCCGUCCCACGUAGUUGACCUGAAAGAGCUGGAGAAUGCCGACAGCAACGAUAAGUGGUUUGAACAACAGGCCGGAGGAGCAGAUGGUCACCUUAAUACACCUUCAAGACCCGACUGGCCCUUUAUGAGAAGCGAUAUGCCCAAACUACCUAGAGCCAUCGUAACUCCUCAAGUCAAGACAUAUGUGGACACUGAUCCUGGCACAUCCACUUCUCCACCACCAAACAUUGUCACAUCCUGGGUUAGUGAAAUUGUGACUCAGACUGAUGCCCAACCAAGGAGGAGGACCGCUAAUCAACCUCCUGCCCAACCACGCAGGGUUUCAAAGCGUAAAGUGAUAAACAGCGGUUCAGCUCCAACAUCAUUAGCUACACCACCCUCAAAGAAACACAAAAUGACUCCUGUUGCUCAACCAGCUCGAAAAUGCAGGACUGGUCUCCGCAGGAGUGAGCUGCUGAAAUCCAGGAUGGCAGCCAAGCCCCGAGCAGCAGCUUCCAAUACUGCAGACACAGAGCCAUUUAGCUCUGAAGAACAGGAGCUGGAGCGCAUCAAGAACCUCCAGAAGGAAGUGGCUCUGCAUCGCAAGAAGAAUGAGGCCAGCUACAAAGCUGCUCUGGCUGGCAAUCCACCACCAAAGAAGACAGCCCUGUCCACAACUGUGCCUAAAGAAUUCCAUUUCAACACAGACAAUCGUAUUAAGGUGGCCACUUCAUCCAAUACAGCCCAGAAGGAAGUGGACUUUAUCAGUCAGCUUCGCAAACCUUCCUCCCCAGUAAAGGCCAAGAAAGGUGCCACAGUACCCAAACCGUUCAACCUGUCAACAGGCAACAAGAGAAAGAUGGAGGGGCUAGAUCCCUAUGUGCCCAUGGCUCAGCAGAUAGAGCAGUUCCAGAAGCGAACCCCUGACCGCUACCAUCUGCGCAGUCGCCAGAGUCAAGACCGAGGGCCAUCCCCAGUGAAGGGUGACCACCUGAAGCUCACUCAGCCUCAUACCCCACACCUGAUUACCCGCCAAAGGAGCCGGCCACCUACUGUUAAGAGCAGUGCUGACCUGGAGGCUGAAGAGGUGGACAGACUUAACAAGUUUAAAUUCAAGGCCCUGGAGCUGAACAAGAAAAUAUUGGAGAGUGCAGAGGACUUAAAGAAGCCAGCAGUGAAGGAACCCACUGUACCUGAAGGCUUUGAGCUGCAGAUUGAGAAAAGGCUCCAGGGCAGACAGGCUUCCAAGAAGACUCAGGAAGGUGAAGAGAAGCCACACACCUUUAAAUCCCAACCUGUGUCCAAAAAGAUCCUGGAAGGAGUAGUGGGAUUGCCAGAAAAGAGAGUUCUGCAUCCCACUGUACCAGAGUCUCCAGCUUUUGCCCUCAAGAGGAGGGUUCGUGUGGAACGCAAGGUUGAGGAAGUGAAACAGCCCUCACCGGUCAAGCCCCCCACAGUGCCCCACUUUGGCCUCCCCUUCCAGCCCCGGCUACCAGAAAACCACCACGUGGAGGUCUGCCCUUUCUCCUUUGAAGAGAGGGAGCGUGAGAGGAGGGCUUUGAAAGAGAAGAGGCUGGAGGAGAUCCGUAGUGAAGAGGUACCACAGUUCAAGGCCCAGCCACUGCCAGACUUUGACACUGUGGUCCUCCCAGAAAAGAAGAAGCUGGAACCCACAAAGCCUGAACCCUUUAGACUGCUCCUAGAUGAACGCGGUGCUGUGAAGAGCAGUCGCUGGGAAAAGAUGGUAAAAGAAGAGCAGAAACAACAGGAGGAAGCAGCAAUAUUCAAAGCCAGGCCCAACACAGUCACUCAUAAAGAGCCUUUCCAGCCCAAAAAGGAGGGCCGGGCUGCAGUUGAAGGCAUUAAUUCUUCCACAGUUGUGGAGGCCUUUGAGCUGUCGACAGAGCGACGGGCCCGUGAGCGGCACGAGUAUGAGCGACUGGCCAGUGAGAAGGAGGCUCUCAGGGCACUCAUGGAGGAGGAGCAGAGACGAGAGGAGGAGCAGAGACAGAAAGAGGAGAUCACCAGGCUGCGGCAAGAACAGGUUCACAAGGCUCAGCCUGUCAGACACUACAAACCUGUAGCAGUGAAGAAGAGUGAAGUUCCUCUCACAGUCCCCCAGUCACCAAACUUCUCUGAUCGCUUCCGCUUGUGAUCAGCCUGCCUCCCUCCAUUCUGUAGAGAUCUGCAUCUUUUACUACUUCAAAUGUUGUGUUGCAAUUUUACGGCUACAUCAGAUGUUCAUCAGUAGAAUACCGGCUCUAAAGUUGUAAAUGUAUUUUAAAUAACUAAAGCUGUUUUUUUUUUGUUUUGUUU
Messenger RNA from Xiphias gladius (swordfish), 2479 nucleotides. It is a transcript of the gene tpx2, whose product is annotated as TPX2 microtubule nucleation factor. The coding region runs from base 135 to 2318 and encodes 727 amino acids. Gene Ontology annotation, cellular component: spindle; microtubule. Gene Ontology annotation, biological process: activation of protein kinase activity; regulation of mitotic spindle organization. The record is from RefSeq and is a predicted model, not a curated record. Lineage: Eukaryota; Metazoa; Chordata; Actinopteri; Istiophoriformes; Xiphiidae. The transcript is spliced from 17 exons.